Messenger RNA from Exserohilum turcica Et28A, 222 nucleotides. RefSeq lists its product as uncharacterized. The record is from RefSeq and is a predicted model, not a curated record. The coding region runs from base 1 to 222 and encodes 73 amino acids. Lineage: Eukaryota; Fungi; Ascomycota; Dothideomycetes; Pleosporales; Pleosporaceae. The transcript has 2 exons.
AUGGACGUUUGGGGUGACUUUUGGGUACGCGCGUUCCCCAUGGCCCUCUCAUGGCCUCGCUUCAGCCCAAACCCUCUUUUGCCGCGUGAUAGCAGCCACGGGCGAAUCAUGUUGCGCAGCGCCCGAUACGGUGGCCCCCCGUCCUGGCAUGAAACGGGGUUACUCCUGGUAAGGCGACCGUCUGCUCAACAGCGAAUUGCCAUGUUGCAAAGUGCCAUGUAA